AAAAAGGUUGCCAUGAAAACCCAUACAAACCUCCAAAAAACAUCCUAAAGAUUUCCAAGAAGACGUCCUGCGUCAAAGGAACGUUCCCAGGACAUCCUUUGAACAAAAUGUGCUGCAAGAAGAUGCUAUAAAAGAAAAAAAAAAUGAUCGCGCUCGUGUGCCAAUUGCCAACUUCACACCGAUCGCAGCGACCCGGCGCGGCACAGUGCGGUAGUGUUUCCUGCUACUUCUCAGAUGUAUCGUUCUUUUCGUUGUCACGGACGUAUUUAGCAUAAAAUAUGAACGUGAUCGCGAAAUCGACAAAUCUCUCGCCGUUCCUGCGGGCGACGGCGACUGUCGUCUCAAAUGGAGGAAUGCCUGUGGCCGCGACUGGUAAAGUUACCAAAGCGAAGGUUACCGUUCCCGAAUCCUUUAGACGGAGACUCCAACAGACUGUCUAUCAGGAUCUUCUUACCGGACCUACGUACAUAAGCUCGGGAGUCGCAGUCAGCACACAGGUACAUCAGCGACGUUUGGCACAUACCGACAUUCAGUGGCCAGAUUUCACCGAUUAUCGUCAACCUGCAACACAAGAUCCAUAUUCCAAAUCACGAGACAGUGCGUCAUCCCGAAAGGGUAUCUCCUAUCUUAUUGCAGCUGGUAGUUCUGUGGCAGGAGUUUAUAGUGCAAAAGUAGUAGUGCACAACAUGGUUGGCAUGCUGAGCGCAACGGCUGAUGUACUUGCCAUGUCGAAAAUCGAGAUAAAGCUCGACAGUAUUCCUGAGGGCAAGAGCGCUAUCUUCAAAUGGCGUGGAAAGCCUCUGUUUAUACGACACAGAAUUGACUCAGAAAUCGCAACGGAAAAUAAAGUGAACGUUGCGAGUCUCCGCGAUCCGGAAGAGGACAGCGCUCGCGUGAAGGAUCCCAAGUGGUUGGUCAUUAUAGGCGUUUGCACACAUUUGGGAUGUGUACCCAUCGCUAAUGCGGGAGAUUUCGGCGGUUACUAUUGCCCGUGCCACGGGUCUCACUACGAUGCCAGCGGUAGGAUUCGAAAAGGACCGGCCCCGCUAAAUCUCGAGGUACCACCCUAUGAGUUUACCGAGGGUGGAACAGUGCUCGUUGUUGGUUAAUGACUAUUUGCGUUAUCUGUAGUCAAAUAAUAAAAUAAUUUAUAAUAUAGAAUACUCCGUGGGUAUGUGUAUUAUCUUGUUAUUAUCGCGAAAAAGAUCAGAGAAAUAUGUUUUGUAUAUUUCUUGAAAUUUAAUGAAGAACCUUCAUUUGAACAUUGCAAAAUUAUUCGAAUAUUUCGAACGUAACAGCGUGACUGCUGUAUCGGAUUCAGAAUAAACGUUAAGUGAAAAAAAA
Messenger RNA from Trachymyrmex septentrionalis, 1344 nucleotides. RefSeq names its product cytochrome b-c1 complex subunit Rieske, mitochondrial (gene RFeSP). Gene Ontology annotation, biological process: mitochondrial electron transport, ubiquinol to cytochrome c. The transcript has 5 exons. The coding region runs from base 279 to 1109 and encodes 276 amino acids. The record is from RefSeq and is a predicted model, not a curated record. NCBI's taxonomy places the organism in Eukaryota, Metazoa, Arthropoda, Insecta, Hymenoptera, Formicidae. Gene Ontology annotation, molecular function: 2 iron, 2 sulfur cluster binding; quinol-cytochrome-c reductase activity. Gene Ontology annotation, cellular component: membrane.